Molecule: messenger RNA, 633 nt
Organism: Galendromus occidentalis (western predatory mite)
Lineage: Eukaryota; Metazoa; Arthropoda; Arachnida; Mesostigmata; Phytoseiidae
Exons: 3
Coding region: 66-479 (137 amino acids)
Source: RefSeq, a predicted model, not a curated record
ACAAACAGACUAGUUGAGAGUCAUCUUGCGCGAUAGAGUUCUAUUAUUUCACGGUCAUCGGUACCAUGAGGUCUGUUCUAGCUCUGUGUAUCACCGAAGCAGCAAUACUACUCUGCGUGCUCAAUCGAGUGCACGGCAUUAAUGAGGCAGACACCGAAUGGACUUCUGACGCCCAGAUGAUCGCGAUCGACGCCUUAGCCAAGAAAUAUCCGCGGAUCGUGACGAAAGAGUCCGAAACCGAUAUUUACAGGCACAGUACAUCGAGCGUUUUGGAGCGCUUAGCGCACUCAUUUUCCUUCAUAAUUAAACCUGAUAAAAAAGACGCAAAUCACACCUACCGCUGCGAUACCAUCGUCAGUAGAUAUCGCGGACAAGUUUAUUCGUUCAUUUUCGGGGAACCUACUUGCUAUCAGGUCGAAUGCAAGGACGAAGAGGUUGCGCCACGGAAACCGCUCGAGAAGAUUUGCCGCAAAAUCUGAGAUCGACUUUUUCUCAACAGUCACCACGUCAGCACUGAUCGUAUUCGGAAAUGCCAUCGGUGUCCCCCCCCGAGCAUCUGAAAAUCUGUGAUAUCAUGAUCCGUACCCAAAUGAGUCUUUUAAUGGAAUAAAGGUUUAGAGCCUGAGAUUGGGA